Molecule: messenger RNA, 9114 nt
Organism: Schistocerca americana (American grasshopper)
Lineage: Eukaryota; Metazoa; Arthropoda; Insecta; Orthoptera; Acrididae
Gene: RhoGAP15B
Product: arf-GAP with Rho-GAP domain, ANK repeat and PH domain-containing protein 2
Exons: 12
Coding region: 229-3912 (1227 amino acids)
Biological process (GO): signal transduction
Source: RefSeq, a predicted model, not a curated record
AUGUAGUUUUGUGGGGGUCGGGCAAAAUGAAAAUAUUUUGGGAGUUUGGUGUAAAUCAUGAACGAAACGUGUGACCACCUCAUCAAACCAAAAUCUCGUCUGACUAUCUGAAAUUAGCAGAGCUGUUGUAAAAGUGUCGUAAAAUGUGAUUUUCGUGGCAUAACUGUUUUUGUGUCCGCGACGCGAACCGUGAGUCAUACAUCCUUUCUUUGCUUGUUAGCGAGUAACAUGGAUAUCCCAAUUCCAAAACCUAGAAGAAACUCACCGUUAAAACCAAGUCAGGACGAGGCUCCUAAAAAGCCAGUCCCUUUACCAAGACAAAGACAAGGAAAGGGUUCUGACUGUGAUAGCAGUGAAACGGAUAAUGUGACAGCAGACAGAAGUAUGAAGCAUUUAGAUCGUUCUCCGUCGAAGCAGCCGUCGUCGAGGUCCAUAAGGAAAGAAAUUGAAGCUGCAUCGGAAGCAGUACGGGAGAAAGGAAGGACAGCAUUUGGUAAUACGAAGAAUGCAAGCUUGAAACUGGAAAAAUCGUUUCGUAGCAUUGGCAAAAGAUUAACAGUGCAUUCUCUUGGUAAAAACACCGAUGUCGGUGUGGAAGAACCCAAAGUAGAGAGGAGUCAUUCACUUCCUGCCGAAAAUAUUUUUCAGUCAAUUUCUUUUAAGUCACCGUUGGUCGCGGAUGAUUCAGCUGAGACAUUAGUUAACCUAUGUGAAUCAAAUGAUGACGAUUUUCAGUCAUUUAACGCGCCUCCACCCAUAUAUCCCCCGCCCCCAUUACCUGAUGAGUCUGUGUAUGAUGAAGUUCAGUCGGUGUUGAGCCAUUCAAGUCUAGCAGAUGAGGAAUGUAUCAGAUGUAGUAGUGCAGCAUCUUGCCCAGACAGUGCCUCUGUUUAUGAGGAGGUAUCAAUCUCAAAUAGAAGAAUUGUGACAGCUAAAAGUAUGUUGGGAAACAACGAUGUUCAGGCGGCACUUAGAAAGUUGUCCAUAUCUGAUACAUUGCCAUCAUCCGGUUCAUCAAAAUGUUCAGAGAUGGCACUUGACAGUAAGUCUAGACAUGACAUUGCAAGCAUUUUUGACGAGAGCCUUGUCAGCGGAAGAAAUUCUGUUAGCAACAGUAGUAUAUCACCGUCAUUACUUAGUGAAUUAGACUUGUCAGAAUAUAAUACUAGCCCUGAAGAAAUAUUUGAAGAUGACCGAUACAGUUGUUCUAUGCAGUCCAAUGUAUCUAGUGCUUUCAGUGUUCAGAAUGAACUAUAUGAUAAGUGGGAACCAGAUCUACUGUCAAAACCACCAGGAGAUUUAUUCAGAAAAAAAGGAGAAACAAGACGUGCUGGUUUGCCAGCAAAUUCAGUAAUAUAUGAAUUUGAUCCCUUGUUUAAAAGUACUCCUGAGUCAAAGAAUGCUACUGACAUUGAGUUUCAGUCACUGCUGCUGGGUGAUGCAACGGCAGUAGCAACAGAUUCACCAUAUGGAAAAAUUAGCAGAGUUAUAUAUUCUACAAUUCCUGAAGCCCCCAAGGAAUGUCCCCCUAUUCCACCUAGGAGAUCAGACUCUGUUACUGUUAAUCCUAAAGUAACUGGUAGUAUUGUUAUUGAUGACAGUGUUAUACAACAAGAUUAUCAGAAUAUAAGCAGGAAUGUUCCUGCAUCAAUAGAAACUGUAUUGAUAGUUGACCAAGCACCAGAGGAGAGAUCUGUGGAUGACUCUGUUUCUCAAGUAGUCAGUACACCAGUCAAAUCGAGAAAAUCAUUGGUAAGGUGGUCAAGCAUGAAAAAUGCUAUGAAAUUUGUAUCAGACUCUUCCUGGUCACCCACUCUCACAAGACGUAACAAUAAACUUGAGAAGACAAAAAAGCAAGAAGCUUCUUUGUUUUAUGAAACUGAUUCACAGGUGGACCUGGAACCGCCAUUAGUGCAACCACAGAUGUCUAAGUUGCACAGUGGACUCUUGUAUAGAUUAAACAGCAAAAAAUCAAAUGAUUAUGUUGAACGCUGGUGUAGCUUAGCAGAGGGGAAAUUAUCCACUUAUAUGGACAAAAGUAUGAUUGUUGUUAAAGAUGUAAUUCAGCUGGCAAGUGUUAUGAGUAUACAUGUUGUUCUGGACCACAAGAUAAGCUGUGAUGGUGAUUGUUUUGAAAUCACGUUAGUUAAAGGCCAGUCUAAUACAUUUGGCACCUCUGGAUCUGCCGAGCGUCGCAUAUGGAUGCAGAAAAUAUUAGAAAGUAUUACUUCAGUUUUUCCAACAAGGAUCACAGCAGAGUACACACGAGCAGGAUGGUGUUUCUUAAAGGAAGGUAUUAAUGGGAUAUGGCACACUGGAUGGAUUUUAAUUACUGAGAGAACACUUCUGUAUUGCAUUACCAAUGGUGCUGUUCAAGAAGCUGAUCUGCGGAAGGCAAGAUAUGUUGUUUUGCAACCAGUAGAAAAAGAUUCAAUUGUCCCACAAGUAUUAGAAAAUGGUCCUCUCGUGGUUGCUGAUUUCCACACAGGGCUAGCCUUGUACCUAAGAUUAAAUAUACAAAAUGAAGCAGCAGCAUGGCAGAAAGCAAUUCACAGAGCAGCAGUUAAUAAUGGCUUGCAUCUCCAUGAGCAGCAACUGACUCGAGAUGAUGUUCCUGUUAUUGUUGACAAAUGCAUUAAUUUCGUAUAUGCUCAUGGAAGUUUGUCUGAAGGCAUAUAUCGACAUGCUGGAAAAAACUCAAAUGUUACACGGCUUCUUGCAUUAUUCAGAAAAGACGCAUGGCAUGUUCACCUUGCCAAAACCGAUUUUUCAGAGUAUGAAGUUGCAACAGUCUUGAAGCGAUUUUUCAGAGAGUUGCCUGAAUGUCUUUUCACUGCUGAACUUCAUGAUCAUUUAUGUGAAAUUGCCGCUGGAAAAUAUGGAAGGGAGCGCACCACUUGGUACAGCAGGGUCCUCGAGAAAUUACCUCCAAUAAAUUAUGUAACUGCUCGAAAGUUGGUUGGCCACCUCUAUUUUAUACAUGAACAAUGUGAAAAAAAUCGAAUGCCAGUUGAUAAUUUAGCGGCUAUUUGGGGACCUACGCUCAUGCAUGUGGAGUCUGAUGACACACUGGAUGCUUCCCAGGCUGAAGUUUCUGUUGUGGCAGAUCUAAUCAGGCAUUAUCCAGAACUGUUCAGGGUUGAUAACGAGGAACUGCAACGGGAGAAACGCAUGCUUGAAAUCCUAGAGCGCUACCACCACAGCAAUAACAACAUGUCUGUGAAGCAGACAGGAGAAUUUAAAGUCUGGAUUCAUUUAGAAGCAAAAGAUUCUGGAAAUUGUGUUAGUGUAACGAUUGGCCCACAGAAAUCAGCUGGUGACAUUUGCAUGGAAUUAGCCAGCAAAAUGAACUGGCCUGGGCACAGACUUGUUCUUGAGGAAGUGAUAUGUAAUGGUGAACUGACAAGACCUCUACACUAUACAGAAAAGGUCCUUGAUACUGUUCUAAGGUGGGGAUACUGGGACGAUGCUGAUCGCAAAGAUAACUGUUUGGUGCUGUGCAGGAACACAGUUUUGGAGGAAGUAGCUCCUCUUGCAAAACCUCCACUCUCAAUGUGUGGUGAACUAAAAUUUGCUGACCGGAAAAAUAAGUCAUUCAAGAACUUUCUGUUUGAGUUUAGUCAAGCUAAACUUUGCUAUUACAGGGAUAAAGAUGGUUCCAUAAAAAUAAAUGAAUGGAAAAUUGAAGAUAUUGUAUGGUAUGUUGGACAUGAAUCAAAACGAAAUCCACAUAUGAGGUGGGCAAUAACUUUUGUGGAGAAAAAUGGCAAAAGAAAUCGGUCAAAAGAAACUCCGUAUUUUGGAUACACAAUUGCUGGUUCAUCACGUGAAGAGCAGCUGCGUUGGAUGGCAGCUAUGUUAAUAGGUGAAUAUCCACAAGGAAUUUUGCCAUCACCUAUGCUGUUAGAAUGAAUUGUAAUCAUAUUAUCUGGGUACUGUUUUAAGAAGGACUUCGUCCGGUAUUGUUGCCUUUCAAAACAGGAAAAGACAAGUCUGCUUCUGUGACUAUAAUCAUUGUGGACAUAGAGCAUUCUUUUUAAUGUAAUCAAUGCAGCCACUUUGCUUGUAUGUUUUUUUUCUAAUUUUUAUCCCAAUCAAAGUGAUAUUUGUACAGUAUCAAUUUAGUGAUCACUUGCUUGGCAAGGAUGGAGAGGUGCACUUUUAACUUCAUUGUUAUGUAGAUAAUUUGUCAGUUUUUGGACAAUUUGUUGUCUUUACAUUAUUUUCAUUGUGGCUUGAUACUGAAAUGAACUGAUAUAAUGAACAAACAAUUUGUUUUUGAUGCUAGAUUACCUGAAAAUGGAAGUGUGUACCUCUUUUAUUCAUUGUAACAAAAAUGUGGAAUUUUUUUAUCUAAAUGAAUUUAUAAAAAUAUUACAUGCAUAAGAAUCACUAUUUAAUAUAUUUGGAAGAAAACUAGAUAGUACAAAAAAAUCUGUGUAAUUUUCUUUUUAAUUAGUCCUUGACAGAUAUUUUUGUAACUGGCUAUUGUAUCUUGUAUUCUGCAGAUAUCAUUAUUGGUUCCUGAGUUUGCUUAUCUUAUUUGUAAAAGACGUAUAAUAAUACUGACAAAUCAAUGAAACCAAUUUACAGUUGUAAUGAAUGUUUCUUCCUCGAUGAAUCUCGUGAUGAAAUAUAAGUUUUGUAAAACUUGUGUUUAUAUGAAUGUAUUGAAAUGUCAAAAAAUGCUAAAGCAAAACUUGUGUUUUUCCUGUAUGCAGCACGAUGAUGUGCUAGUAAGGAAGUUUAGCCAACAGUUUGUGAUGUGGCAGCUGUGGGGUUGUGAGUUUUGUCAUGACUUUAAGUGAAAAUUUUAUUAGACAUAUUACAUAUUGAGCACUUUUUCUCUUCAGACAAGUUCUCUCCAUUUGUGGUUAUCAUUGUUGUUUUUCCAUUGUCAGUACUGUCCAUGGGAUACGGCUCUUGAGAUUUUGUGCAGUUAUCCUGUGGUAUUUUUCCAAAUUGUCUCUUUGUUUCUGUAAAUGUAGAGUCUGGUAGACUUUGUCUGGAGAACGAGAUAUAUGGUAUGGUCAGUGAAUCUCUAAAGUUCUUUCAGCUAACUGCUAAUGAGAAGUGUAGAACGAACCAGAUUAAUACAAUCCACUGUGUUUUAGAAGUGGGGCGUCUUCAUAUUUACUGAAAUGUCCUGAUGCAAUUUUUUACCGUGUGCCCACACAGUGUGAAUUUGUAAUGAGAAAUAUAUUUGCAGGUAUAUACAUAGCCUCAGUCUCUGUUAUUCUUGCUUGAAGAAAUUAUUUUGCCAUCUCCCUUUCUAUGUAAGAUGUAAUUACAUUUUAGGAAAAAAAUAAUGGUAUGUAAAAUUAUUGAGUUAAUUGUGGUAGCAAAUAGUGGUAUCGCAACAUUCUGGGUCUGCAUAUCCUCUUCUGUGUAUUUUGUUCUCUCUGUCAUAACUCUGAUUCAUAUAAAUAUUUACUAUUAGUAAUCCUGCUGCUCACCAUUUAUUUUGAACCCUGCACUGGAUAAAUUUAGGUGGCAGUACUUUUCCUUUGUGUGAUGCCCUCUCAGUACAUUUUCUGCUGCCAGCCAGCUGUGUGUGUGCUUUCAAGGAGGGAGUGUGUUUCUGCUGCCUGUCAUACUUCAUAAAGCAAGUUAUCAUUCAAACAAAGAUGAGCUACUCACAAAAUUUCCUUUGUAUUUGGCGUCUACCAUCUUGCUGAAUACCUUUAAGUGGGCCCUAAAUGUUUCAGUGCAAGAACAAACACACUCCACUGGAGGAAAACAGUUUUAUGGUUUUUUUCUGACGCACAACACACUAUGUGAACUAAUAAGUAGCUCAGUUGUGAGUUCUUCCAAUCCUCUUCUGUUCUGCAUGUAUUCAUGGAUUUUUCAGUUUGGCACCUUUCAUGUUUCACAUGUUAUCCUAUAAUUGUCUGUCAGUUAGUAUCUUCUUUUCUCCAUUACUCUUUCAUUUAACAUAAUCAGUUAGGAUUUACAACAGUAAUUAGAAAAGCAUGGAAACAUUAUAUUACUACCAUUGUUUCUUCUAAGAGAUGCAAGUCUUAUGCUAUUCUGGGAGAGUGGCUUCAGUUGAGGGAUAACAGUGCCACUGACCUGGUAGCUGAAAUAUGAACAUCAGCUGGAAAAUGGAUAAAAAGUCAGGAUACAAUAAAAGAAAGAAACAACUGAUUAACAGAAAAAGAAUUUUGUAUUGUGUAUACCAGCUCGAUAAAAAUUAGGAAGUUCAUAACUUAUAAAUAAUUGCUGUGGUUAUCCUGUGAGAACUGUCAGAGUUGUAAAGAAAAUGUGGAACUUACAUGUGGGAAUUAGUACCUGAGAGUUAUGGUUGUGCCAUGUUUGUUUGAACCACUAGCUAGUGUACGUUUCACAUGCCUCUCAUUUCUGUCUUUUUAAUGUCAAUGUCAGUGUUGUGAAGGAAUGUAACUCUGUUAUGACAGCUUGUAUAUGUUGGACAAGUUUCAUAACAGAAGUAAAUAGUUAAUGAAUUGGGAACCAGUGUUACAGAAGAAACAGUAUUUUCUAUUGUAUUACUAUGACGUUACUUAUUGAUUUUUAAAUAGCAUUUAACACUGAUACCAAGUAUCUAUGAAAUACAGAGUAUUUAAAUUAUAAGACUGUCUAUAAUACUGCUUAUGUUUCUUUCAAGGUAAUAGAUGUCAUAUUUUUGGAGUAUUUGAAUAUAUUGCAAAUAAUGAUUUCUUGUAUAUAGUGUAGCUUUUGUCAUUCAGAAAUGCUGUUCAUGAGACAAUGUGGGUCAGUUUAUAAUAAGCCCUAUUAGCAGAGCCUUCCCUCAGACAUGAAGGCUGUAUGUAACUUGAGUUGAUGACAUUCUGCUAAGGAGAAUGGGGAAACCCCAUUACCUGUUUAAAAUUCGAAUACAGGCACAAUGUGUUACUUUGGGGUACAAGUAUUCAUAAAUGGCAGCUUUCAACUGUCAUAUUCAUUUUUUAAAACUUUGUGAUGUCUUAUCUUGUAUAAGACAACACAGAGUAUAUGAUCAUGUGUAAUGAAGUAUGAGGAGCAGCGUAACAAUUAAAUGUUUAGUUGCAUUAAAACAGUAAAUGCAAAAAAGAUAUUUCCUCUUUAAUAAUGAACACCAAUUAGUGUUGCUAUCAUUCCAAUGUAUAAAGCUUGUGCAGUGUUCUCUAUGCUGUGUGUAUCAGCUUCCUGCUGUUAUCUUACUAUACAUGAUGGUUAACUGGUAAUAUAGAGCUUCAGAAAUUUUAGAACUGGUGUAAAUAUAUCAUAGACUGUUUCUUUGUAUUAAAUGUUAUUUUUCAGAAUUUUUAUAUUUUGUAUAAAGAUCAAACAUAUUAUUCUCUUGAGUUGUAAUUUGAAACAAAUAAAAAAUAUACCUCUAUUUUAGUAUAGUACUUAAAAGCAGAUUUUAUGUGUGUAAAUAAUGUGUGGAAAAGAAUUCUAAAUUUUUAAGCACUUUUACAUUACAAUUUGCCUCAUAUAGAGUGCCCCACAUCAUUUACUAUAAUAAAACAAAUACAUUCUUUGUUUACUCAUUGGACUCAUGUGUCAUCUUUUGCUUGGAAAGUUUUAAAUUAAUGAAAGUGUUGUACAUUAUAUAUAUUUUUGGCAAGUACUUGUGCAGUGGCUGCACAAUUUGGAGAACUUACUAGCAUUCCAUUGUAUUUUAAUAAUGUUCAUCCUUUUCCAGAAGUUAUUCCAUGGUAGGUAGAAAUGUCCUUGCCGGAGGUGCUCAGACCCACUUCUUGUACUUUGGUAUUGAUAUAGUCCAAAAUUUGUAAUACUGUUCUGUGUAAAGAAACAUUGUUUAUGAUUUUGUAGAUUUGAUGUCUGAUGGUAUAACAUUUUUUUUUGUAUAUUUACUACUGGCUGAUCAUAUUGUCAGUCCACUGACAACUUCUAUGAUAAAAUUUAAAUUCAUAAAAGGUACUUUCACAAAAUAUGAUGUUAUUCCUUAUGUAGAAGGAAUUUCUUGUGGAACAUACUAAGAACAACAAAAAUGUCAGAUGGCUUCUUCUUAUUUUGUGAAAAAUGAGACUGUAGACUUUGAAUAUGCAUUUAGCACAAUGAUAUUGUCACAUUUGCAUGAUGAUUUUUACAUUGUUUUUGGGUUGGAGGAUAUAUUUUCCAACCAGGCAUUUCUAACCAUUCAGAAAGUCGUGUCUUCCAGCUGCACACUUUUAAAAUAUUCUGACAUACAUUUACAAUGAUAUUCAGAUAAAAUACAAAUGCAAUUCAUGAUAAAAUUACUGCAAAUACAAAAGUCUUAUACCUUUCUCUACAUGCGAGAUAUGGGACCAAAGAAUUCAGCUCAGCUUUCAGGGCUGUGGGGGAAGUCAAGACAUUUAGCUUCCUGAGAGAGAGAGAGAGAGAGAGAGAGAGAGAGAGAGUGUGUGUGAGUGUGAGUGUGAGUGUGUGUCAUCAGCUGUAGGCAUUUGGAUUUCAAUGAAAGUUUAAGAAUUUAACACUGUGCAUGAGCUUUCAGAAUCCAAUGUCUGAUUUUUUGAGAUUAAUUGGACAAAGUAGAACAACUAAAGGCUGCAAGGUGUGUGUGUGUGUGUGUGUGUGUGUGUGGUUGGGGUUUGGGGUGGGGGGCCAGGGCAGCGGUUUGAGCGGUUUGCACACCCUUCCAGUGAUACUGAGUUUUCGAGUGAUUUAUGCAUUUCUUUAUCACCUUGUAUUAUCUUCUGUUAUGCCUCUGUUUUUUUUCCAUCAUAGAGGAGUAUUUCAAUAAUACAAAAGCUCAAAACUCCUUUUUUUUUUUUUUUAUCUCCACACUUCGACCUUCUAUUUCAAGAACAUCACUUUUGUCUCCUGUUUUGUAAUUUAUAACUUCUGUUUUGGAUUUUACUGUUUAGAUUUUACAUUAUUUGUGUUAUUUAUUAUUUAGAUGUGAAUGAGCAGAAGCAUUCUUAAUUCAUUAUUUUGAAACUUCACAACAAUGUUUAAAUAACAGGAAAUUGAUCUGUAUGGUAAUAUCCUUUGAAGGCUCAUUCAUUAUAACCAUAAGAGAUUUUGUGCUUUAAAAAGCUUUUUUCAACUGCAGUCUCUUUUUUGGUGCUUUUAGUAUUUGUAAAUUUGUUAUAUUCUCAGUAAUUUCUAGUCAUGUCACUGGCACAUUUCUUUAAUUAAAUUUAUAUGAUUGAUUGUGUCUUA